Molecule: messenger RNA, 1623 nt
Organism: Rhodotorula toruloides NP11
Lineage: Eukaryota; Fungi; Basidiomycota; Microbotryomycetes; Sporidiobolales; Sporidiobolaceae
Product: aldehyde dehydrogenase family 7 member A1
Exons: 3
Coding region: 1-1623 (540 amino acids)
Molecular function (GO): aldehyde dehydrogenase (NAD+) activity
Source: RefSeq, a predicted model, not a curated record
AUGCUGCGCUUCACCGCUCUCUGCACAGCCGCGCGUCCGCUUGCUCACUCACGUACGCUCUCCUCGCGCGCCUCGUCCGUCCUCUCCUCGCUCGACGUCCCCACCUCGGGACAGCCGAUAAAUGGCGUCUUCUACGACGCUGCCGUGGGCUGGACAGGUUCAGGCGAACUGCAACGCUCGACAAACCCAGCGACGGGAGAAGUACUGGCCGAGGUGCGCACGGCUUCGAAGGAGGACGUCCACAAGGUUUUGAGGGCUUCGAGGAGGGCGUACGAGAGUUGGAGGACUGUGCCGGCUCCCAAGCGCGGUGAGGUGCUGAGGCAGAUUCGUGUGGCGAUGAACGAGCGCAUCGAGGAUUUGGGCAAGCUCGUCAGCCUCGAGAUGGGCAAGGUCCUGUCUGAGGGCCGCGGCGAAGUGCAAGAGUUUGUCGACGAGAUGGACCUCGCCGUCGGACUGAGCCGGUCAAUCGGCGGCACAGUCGUCCCCUCCGAGCGCGGUCGACACUUCAUAACCGAAGUCGCGAACCCUCUCGGCGUCGUCGGCGUCAUCACAGCCUUCAACUUUCCCUCCGCCGUCUUCGGGUGGAACUUCUCGCUGUCGUUCAUCACCGGGAACGCGACCGUUUGGAAACCCGCGCCGACGACUCCACUCACCGCCAUCGCCUCGAUCAAGAUCAUCCAGGAGGUCCUCGCGGCUAACAAGCUCGAUGGUGCUUUGGCGGCCCUCGUCUGCGGCGGAGGAGAGGCUGGCGAGGCGCUCGUGACGGACAAGCGGGUGGACCUUCUCAGCUUUACCGGAUCCGAAGCGCGAGGGAGGGACGUCUCGAUGAAAGUGGCGAGUCGGUUCGGUCAGAGCCUGCUCGAGCUCGGAGGGAACAACGCCGCCAUCGUCUUGCCGGACGCGAACCUUCCUCUCGCCCUUCGAGCAGUCACCUUUGCGGCGCUCGGCACGUCCGGCCAGCGCUGUACCUCAACUCGCAGGCUGUUCCUCCACUCGUCCAUUGCGUCGCACUUCAUCUCAUCCCUCACCGCGGCGUACAAGUCGAUUAGCCCGUCGCGGAUGGGCGACCCGCUCGAUGGCAAGACGCUUGUCGGGCCGCUGCACACGCGCGACAGCGUCAAGCGCUUCGAGCAGGCUGUCAAGACGGCCAAAGAGCAGGGUGGCGAGGUUCUGAUCGGUGGGAAUGUCGUCGAGAUGCAGGGCGAUUUGGCGGGCGGGAACUGGGUCGAGCCGACUAUCGUCCUCGUCAAGGACGUCAACCAGGUCGCCAUCAUGAAGCAAGAGACCUUUGCUCCGAUCCUUUACGUCUCGACUUUCGACUCGCUCGAGGAGGCUAUCGCGCUCAACAACUCGGUCGAGCAAGGACUGUCGACGUCGCUUUUCACGAAGGACCUGGGCGCGGCGAUGCAGGUUAUCGGCCCCGCCGGCGCCGACUCGGGUAUCAUCAACGUCAAUUCGUCGACGAGCGGAGCAGAGAUCGGUGCGCCCUUUGGCGGGAACAAGUCGAGUGGAUGGGGCCGCGAGAGUGGCGGAGACGCAUGGAAGCGCUACUGCAGGUGGUCGUCGUGCACGCUCAACUACUCGGACGAGUUGGGUCUCGCGCAGGGCGUUACGUUCGACUGA